Molecule: messenger RNA, 7994 nt
Organism: Nyctereutes procyonoides (raccoon dog)
Lineage: Eukaryota; Metazoa; Chordata; Mammalia; Carnivora; Canidae
Gene: SCUBE3
Product: signal peptide, CUB domain and EGF like domain containing 3
Exons: 23
Coding region: 462-3491 (1009 amino acids)
Biological process (GO): signal transduction
Cellular component (GO): cell surface
Molecular function (GO): calcium ion binding
Source: RefSeq, a predicted model, not a curated record
GAGGCAGAAAGGGCGUGUUUCUGGCGCGGCGUUUCCCCUCCCCUUUCUCAGGUCCCUCGCUCCGGCUCUGCGCGCUCUCCCGCCGCAGCUCUCUCGGGGCGAAGCCGGGAGUUGGGGAGGAUUGGACGGAGCAGCCCCGCCGCCGCCGCCCGCUGAGCCCGGCUCGGACACGGCGGGGGCUCCCCUCCGUCCGCGGCGCCCGGCGCCCCCAGCCUCGUCGCGCCCUCCGCGCCGCUCUCCCCGGCGUCGGGCCGGGAGAAGCCGGCGGCAUCGGGGGCCUCCCGCCGAGGGCGCCGCGCCCUCGCAGCCCCGCGCCCGCAGACCCCGGCCCGGGCCCGGCGGGGCGCCCCCUGCCCUGCCCUCCUCUCCCCUCCCCUCCCGCGCGCGGGGGCCCGGUCGGCUUCCGCCCUCGCGGGGCUGCGACCCCAGCCCGGGCCGCCCGGCCGCCCGCGGCUCCAGCCAUGGGCUCGGGGCGCGUGCCCGGGCUCUGCCUGCUGGUCCUGCUGGUCCACGCCCGCGCCGCGCAGCACAGCAGAGCCGCGCAAGAUGUGGAUGAAUGUGUGGAGGGGACCGAUAGCUGCCACAUUGAUGCUAUCUGCCAGAACACCCCGCGCUCCUACAAGUGCAUCUGCAAGUCUGGCUACACGGGGGAUGGGAAACACUGCAAAGAUGUGGAUGAGUGCGAACGAGAAGAUAAUGCGGGUUGUGUGCACGAUUGUGUCAACAUCCCUGGCAAUUACCGAUGCACCUGCUAUGAUGGAUUCCACCUGGCACAUGAUGGACACAACUGUCUGGAUGUGGACGAGUGUGCUGAGGGCAACGGUGGCUGUCAGCAGAGCUGUGUCAACAUGAUGGGCAGCUAUGAGUGCCACUGCCGAGAGGGCUUCUUCCUCAGCGACAACCAGCACACCUGUAUUCAGCGGCCAGAAGAAGGAAUGAAUUGCAUGAACAAGAACCAUGGCUGUGCUCACAUUUGCCGGGAGACACCCAAAGGGGGUAUUGCCUGUGAAUGCCGCCCUGGCUUCGAGCUCACCAAGAACCAACGGGACUGUAAAUUGACGUGCAACUAUGGUAAUGGUGGCUGCCAACACACGUGUGAUGAUACAGAGCAGGGUCCCCGGUGCGGCUGCCACGUCAAGUUUGUGCUCCAUACGGAUGGGAAGACGUGCAUCGGGGAAAGGCGGCUAGAGCAGCACGUCCCCCCUCAGGCCGUUUCUAAUGAGACCUGCGCUGUCAACAACGGGGGCUGCGACAGUAAGUGUCAUGAUGCGGCCACGGGUGUCCACUGCAGCUGCCCCGUGGGCUUCAUGCUGCAGCCAGACAGGAAGACCUGCAAAGACAUAGACGAGUGCCGCUUGAACAAUGGGGGCUGUGACCACAUUUGCCGCAACACAGUGGGCAGCUUUGAAUGCAGCUGCAAGAAGGGCUAUAAGCUGCUCAUCAAUGAGAGGAACUGCCAGGAUAUUGACGAGUGUUCUUUUGAUCGAACCUGUGACCACAUAUGUGUCAACACACCAGGAAGUUUCCAGUGCCUCUGCCAUCAUGGCUACCUGCUCUAUGGUGUCACCCACUGUGGGGAUGUGGAUGAGUGCAGCAUCAACCGGGGAGGUUGCCGGUUCGGCUGCAUCAACACUCCUGGCAGCUACCAGUGUACCUGCCCAGCUGGCCAGGGCCGGCUGCACUGGAAUGGCAAAGAUUGCACAGAGCCGGUAAAAUGUCAAAGCAGUCCUGGUGCCUCAAAAGCCAUGCUCAGCUGCAACCGGUCUGGCAAGAAGGACACCUGUGCCCUGACCUGCCCCUCCCGGGCCCGGUUUUUGCCAGAGUCUGAGAAUGGCUUCACGGUGAGCUGUGGCACUCCCAGCCCCAGGGCCACUCCAGCCCGAGCUGGCCACAUCGGGAACAGCACAAACUCCAACCACUGCCAUGAGGCUGCAGUGCUAUCAGUUAAACAGCGGGCCUCCUUCAAGAUCAAGGACGCCAAAUGCCGUUUGCAUCUGCGAAACAAAGGCAAAAUGGAGGAGGCCAGCAGAAUCCUGGGGCAAGGGGGUGCCCCCUGCUCUGACUGCCAGGUCACCUUCAUCCACCUCAAGUGUGACUCCUCUCGGAAGGGCAAGGGCCGGCGGGCCCGGACCCCUCCAGGCAAGGAAGUCACUCGGCUCACCCUGGAACUGGAGGCAGAGGUCAGAGCCGAAGAAACCACAGCUGCCUGUGGACUGCACUGCCUCCGACAGCGAAUGGAACGACGGCUGAAAGGGUCCCUGAAGAUGCUUAGAAAGUCCAUCAACCAGGACCGCUUCCUGCUGCGUCUGGCAGGCCUCGAUUAUGAACUGGCCCACAAGCCAGGCCCAGGGGCUGGGGACCGAGCUGAGCUGGUGGAAGUCUGUAGGCCUGGACAGCACCGUGCAGGGGCCAAGUGUGUCAGCUGCCCGCAGGGAACGUAUUACCACGGCCAGACGGAGCAGUGUGUGCCAUGCCCGGCGGGCACCUUCCAGGAGAGAGAAGGGCAGCUCUCCUGCGACCUUUGCCCUGGGAGUGAUGCCCACGGGCCUCUUGGAGCCACCAACGUCACCACAUGUGCAGGUCAGUGCUUGCCUGGCCAAUACUCUGUAGAUGGGUUCAAGCCCUGCCACCCAUGUCCACGCGGCACCUACCAACCUGAAGCAGGACGGACCUUGUGCUUCCCAUGUGGUGGGGGCCUUACCACCAAGCAUGAGGGGGCUGUCUCCUUCCAGGACUGUGACACCAAAGUCCAGUGCUCCCCUGGUCACUACUAUAACAUCAGCAUCCAUCGCUGCAUCCGCUGUGCCAUGGGCUCCUAUCAGCCCGACUUCCGUCAGAACUUCUGCACCCGCUGUCCAGGAAACACAAGCACCGACUUUGAUGGCUCCACCAGUGUGGCCCAAUGCAAGAAUCGCCAGUGUGGCGGGGAGCUGGGUGAGUUCACUGGCUAUAUCGAGUCCCCCAACUACCCAGGCAACUACCCAGCUGGUGUGGAGUGUGUCUGGAACAUCAACCCCCCACCCAAGCGCAAGAUCCUUAUUGUGGUACCCGAGAUCUUCCUGCCAUCUGAGGAUGAGUGUGGGGACGUCCUCGUCAUGAGAAAGAACUCCUCCCCAUCCUCCAUUACCACCUACGAGACCUGCCAGACCUACGAGCGGCCCAUUGCCUUCACGGCCCGCUCCAGGAAGCUCUGGAUCAACUUUAAGACGAGUGAGGCCAACAGUGCUCGUGGCUUCCAGAUCCCCUAUGUUACCUAUGAUGAGGACUAUGAGCAGCUAGUAGAAGACAUCGUUCGAGAUGGCCGGCUCUAUGCGUCUGAAAACCACCAGGAGAUUUUAAAGGACAAGAAGCUUAUCAAGGCCUUCUUCGAGGUGCUGGCCCACCCCCAGAACUACUUCAAGUAUACAGAGAAGCACAAGGAGAUGUUGCCAAAAUCCUUCAUCAAGCUCCUCCGCUCCAAAGUUUCCAGCUUCCUGAGGCCCUACAAAUAGUGCUCCUGGGGCCCAAGACCCAGGUUUUAAAGCCCUCAGACUCCUUAGCCCUCAGAGCCGGCAGCCCCCAUCCCGAGAUGAGGAACUCUCUCCUCUCUUUCUUUUGGAGGAAAAAAAAUAUCAUUAUAGACCAAGCACUCUCCCUUUCUGUCUCUCUAGCUUCCUUUCCUGCCUCUCUCUGCCUCUUUCUUUCUCCCUCUCUCUCUUUACUAUGGUCCCUUUUCCUUACAUACUCCCUGGAAAAGCCAUUAAGUGCUGGCUCUAUUCCCCCUGAGGGGUGAAAGAACAGCAUCUCCUUCCCCUUCCCCUUCCCAGCCACACUGCCCAUUUUACCAGCUCACUUCCCUGGCCCCAUCAGUUUGGAAGGGUGCUAGAGGCCCACGAAGGAAGUGGGUCUAGUGGGGGAUGGGGAGGGGGAAGAAGGGCUUCUGCCAUUAUAGGGUCGUGCCUUGCUAGUCAUGAGCCAAAAUGUCCCCUGGCUGUGCCCCCCAGGGUGAUUCAAACAACCCAGGGUUCUGCCAAAGAAUCCUUGACCUUCAGGCUUAAUGCCAGCACUGGUCCUCUGGGGCGCGUGGUUUGAGCCCUGUACUGCCCACACAGCUGGCUUUCUUGUCUACACAGCUCCUCUUUCUUCCCCCACAUGCCUGCUUGGGGUCCAAUCCACGAGGGCUCACAAAAGGCCCAUACCACUGGGCUAGUGGAUACUAGCUGAAUGAGGAAAAACAGCAGGCAUUACCAUGUUGAAUGUGCUGCUGUCACUCCCCAAGAGGAAAGACUUAGCUCUGCAGGACAGAAACCAGGUUUUAAAGCAUCACCAAAAAAAAAAAAAAAGAAGAAAAAGAGAGAGAGAGAGAGAGAGAGAGAGAGAGAGAGAAAGAAAGAAAGAAAGAAAGAAAGAAAGAAAGAAAGAAAGAAAGAGAAAAUGUAUCAUCUGAAGGACUAGACUACAAAAUUGGAAGCCAGCCUCAAACACUAACCCCUUUUCUUUCUUGUCUUCCUGGCCCAGCCAUCUCCUCACCCCUACCUGAGUGCUCCCUGGGGGAGCCCUACUCUCCUUGCUAAGUGUUGUCUUUAGAGAAACAUGGCUGCUGACCAGAAGCCAGCCUGGGCCUUGCCCCAAAGUUGUCUUGUAGCCCCAGAUGGCUUGUGGGCUCCACCAAAGAGGAUCCUGCUCAGCAGCCAGCCAAGAGCCACCUACCUCUGGCCCCAAGCUGUGGGCAAGAAGAGGAAUGUGUGCACACUUGGCGAGCCUUCUGCCCACCCUAUCCACAUCUAAUAAGUGCAAUCAUUUUGAGUCUUCCUAUGUUGUCUAGAGGGAGGAGUUUUGUUUUUUGUUUUUGUUUCUUUUUCCUAUAUUAGAACAACCCUAUUUAUAGCUGCCCAAGAGAGAAGAGUGUAUGUUUGAAGUGGAAGAAAAAAGGUUUUGAAGCUCAUGAACCUUGAGUGCUGGAGCAUCUGAUCUGUCUCUGCUCUCCCACCAGUGGCCAUCCAGACUGCUGGAGUGCUCAGCUGGGGGAACCCAGAACUGUAGCUCAGAGGCACCUGAUGUGUAGGAGUAAUUCUGGGGACGUGAUGGAGCAAGAAGAGGGACCUGUGUUUGCUAAACCAAUCCUACCAUCCCUGUGCCCCCCCCACCCCAUGGAUUCAGCAUGGACCUCAUGGUUGUAGAGGCCAAUGAACUGGUCAGUGAUUCUCCACUCUCAAGGAGGGAAAGCCUCCAUCUUUUCCCUGCCUUCAUCCUGUUUUCCCCCAGGUGUGCAUAUGGAAGAGGAUCAGGACAAACCCCCAGGGGAUGGGCUGACUCAGGGCCCUGAGGCCAGAGACAAGGCUAUGGGUACCAAGAAUAGGACAAGUUAUCUAGGCAUGCAGUUGUUAGCCUGACCUUGGCGGUCUGCCAUUCCCUCUGGGAGCAGACUCAAGACUAGUUUCUCCACUACUGUUUUUCAAAAGGAAGAAUUCAAGUCCAUGCCCAAGCUCACAUCCUACACCUCAUUCCACUGCUGCCUAUAAACUUAUUUUCCAUUUGCUCCUUUUAGUUUCCCCAAAACUAUAGAAAGCUAUAGUUCUAUUCAAUCAAAAGCUGCCGAUUAACUUCUAGGGUUCAUUUCUAAGUGACUGUCCUAGACUUUUGCUCGGGAUCCCUGGGUGGCGCAGCAGUUUGGCGCCUGCCUUUGGCCCAGGGCGCGAUCCUGGAGACCCGGAUCGAAUCCCACGUCAGGAUCCCAGUGCAUGGGGCCUGCUUCUCCCUCUGCCUGUGUCUCUGCCUCUCUCUCUCUCUCUCUCUCUCUCUCUCUGUGUGUGUGUGUGUGUGACUAUCAUAAAUCACUAAAAAAAAAAAAAUAUUACCUAGGCUUUUGCUCCCCCAGGAGACUCGACACUAAACAAAGGGGCUUGCACCAUCCCCUCACUCCCUAAUCAGUAGGCCUUAGGCAGUAGGUAGCCAAGGUCAAAGCUAGUUCCCCUGAACUCCAUUAGCCAACACCAUGACCCUUGGAAGCAGAGUAUCUGGCUUCUUUUGUCUCUCUGAGUCUCUGAGGGCUCUGCUAUAAAGACAAAAAAAAUGGCUGCUUGCAUACAAGAAAAUGGCCAUUUAAUAGAAGUAUCAACACUUCCAGGAAAUGCCAUGAAAACUGCUUUAAGCAACUCUGACCAUCCUAAUUCUCCACCAGAAGCUAGGGUAACUUUCUGAUUCUCUCCCUGCCAUUGCAUCUCUCUUAGCUAAAGAGAGUACUUCUCAAUUUUAUGCCUCAGGGUCUGGCUUCUUGCUCUUCUCCUUUCUUGUCACCCCAUACAUAUACACAUAAACAUACUUCCUCCAAUAAUUUAUUUCAUGGUUUCUGGAAACUGCAAAUGAUUUUCACAGUAUGGAAAGUAUGUAUAGACCACUAGGCUUAACUAAUGUCAAAACAGAUCUUGGUGAGCAGGUAAAGAUCUGCUAAUGUCCAUCACGCUUAGUUUAGGUCGUCCUGCAAGUUGGGGUUAGCAAUCCAGGCAAAGCUGCUGCUCAACCUAUGGAGGAGGCCAGUCCUGGGGCAUCAAACCAGGGGGUGAGUGGACUGAAUGAGUCAACACUCAGGGACUCUCUAGGCCUUUACAGGUCAGACAGAAAAAAGGGUUUUACCAGUAUAGGGAAGGAAGAUGGUGUGAAUGGGAACCCUUCAUGAACCAGUCCCAAGGCCUCUGCCCGAAGGUGUGUUUACAGGGCCAUAGGACCGUGAGGCCUCAUUUAUCUUAGUAUAAAACCUGCCCUGAUCUGAGUCUGGGGAUGGGAAGCCAUUUCUGCAAGGACUCUGAGCACCAAGUGGUACACAUCAGAAAGGCACUUAAAUAUUCAGCAACAUGGCAAUUCCUUUUUACUUCUCUGCCUCCCUCUUUCUAUAUUACUAGGCCAGGUCCAUUCCCUAAAUCUGAAGGAAUGGGAAGGAAACUCUCAGUCAGGAGAAAACUGACCAGAGCCCAGACUUGAGCUGUCCUGCCCCAGACCUAUAAACUCCCAGAAGCAGACAUUGAGCUGUGACUGCUCUGAGUAACUCCAGCCAGGAUUGGUUUAGUUUGAGGUAAUGGAGGCUCAGGCUUGAUGCUGAAAGUUCAGUUAUACAGCCCUGGUCUCUGGCUCUAAAGAAAUUUUUUGUAUCUGAGAAGUGUUCUCCCUAUGUAUGUUUGAGGGGACUUUGUAGUGGAUUGGUAGGUCAUAUCUCAAAAUGUCAGAAAACAGAGUAUUCAAACUUUUGUAUUUGCUGCUUAACCUCAAUGUAACAGGCUCAAACUAGGGGAAAGGAGACAAAGCAUAACAGAUCAUAAGCAGAAAAUAAUGUUAACCUGCUUGGCUUCUUUCUAAAGCACAGUAAGAGAAAAAAGUGGAAGCAAACAACACAAGGAUAUCUUUAAAUCUGACCUGUCUCAAAGAUAGCACACCCUGUCCUUGGGCCGUUAUUUGGACUAGGAACCCUUUAAGAAAAUAUAUGAUUAGGGAGAAUAGAACCCCUAGUUCUGUUAUUAGCUUAUCUACACAACACAUUUUAGCAGUUUGGACAAACUGAAAACUUUAUUCUUCUAUGUGAGUUAAACUGAAGUUUCAGAGAAUAAUCAUUUCUACAUGGGAGACUUUUUUUUAAUGCAGAAGAAAAAAAUCUCAAAAUGUUGUAUUUAUAUCUGCCUUCCACUGCUGCCAAUAUAGUAAGCAUCUCCUACACAAUCAACAAUAAGCAGUAAAUGAUGCAGUUCAUAGAGUAUUUUGCACUUGGGGAAAAAAUGUAUCUGAACUUGUAAAAAGGAAUGUUUGGAUUUUGUAUUGUCUUUUUUUAUUAUUAUUAUUAAAAUACUAAAUGAAACUCCUUGGCCUGACAUCUUUUCCUUUGUCUCAGUAGUUUAUCCUGGAGCUGAAAUAGCUUUGAGGAAACAAAGUAUCUUCUGGCUUCCAUACAGGACUUAUAUUUUUCAUUUAUCCAUCUUAUUCCUAAUGAUUUUGGAAUUUGAAAAGGCCUGUCUCUUUGUCUAUUUUUU